UGGCCAUAGGGGAGACAGUGAUGGAGGAGGCAGGGAUGCUGUCUGACGAUGGCUUACCCAGCUCACCCAUCCUGUAAAGUCCUCCAAGCAAACCUCCACCAUAGCAUGACAGCAACGGCUCAAAUGCGAAAAUGGUUGGAGGUUAACACAACAGCCAUUGCACUGAUCCAGGAGCCGUGGGUCAGGAAUGGCACUGUAUGCGGACUCCGGAACUCUGGAGAUGUGUGCGCCAUACAGCUGCAUAGUACGCAAGACCACAGCCUGCCGGAGAUGGUGAUCGCGUCGGCCUACAUGCCGGAGGCUGAUGCGCCACCGCCGCACGACAUGGCACGGCUGAUAACAUACUGCGAAGAGGCCAGGCUGCAACUAAUUAUAGGCACUGACUCCAACGCACAUCACACCCUAUGGGGAAUGAAAACAACAAACGAAAGAGAAGCGGCCUCCGAGACCAUCUCCAACUAGCACGUAUCCGAUGAGGCAUCGUGCUCAGAUCACAGAUGGAUACGCUUCGAUGUGCA
Messenger RNA from Melitaea cinxia (Glanville fritillary), 518 nucleotides. RefSeq lists its product as uncharacterized. Gene Ontology annotation, molecular function: catalytic activity. NCBI's taxonomy places the organism in Eukaryota, Metazoa, Arthropoda, Insecta, Lepidoptera, Nymphalidae. The transcript has 3 exons. Bases 49 to 462 code for a protein of 137 amino acids. The record is from RefSeq and is a predicted model, not a curated record.